AUAAGAGCAAUGAGCCGCAUAGCUUAAUGGAGAUGAUCAAACUAGACAGUACAAAUUGAGAGCAACCAGAAGAAAAAAAUUAUUUAGAUAAUGGAAAGGGAGAGUAGUAAGGUCAAGAGAGAAGUGCCGGGCAGGAAAUUGAUUGAUGAGGUCUUUUCUUGGUCUAUAAGAGAUGUUCUUAAUAUAGAUCAUUAUAAAAACCAGGUAACUAAGAUUCCUGAGACAUUUUCGAAUGUAAUGAGUUACAUUAGAGAAUUUGUCCCUUCACUUCUAGAGGAAACACAUGAAGAUUUACGCUCAAGUGUGAUGUCCCUCUCGCGGUCACCUGCCUGUGAAAUUCUGACUGUUGAAACUUCCAAGGAUCACAAACCACCUAAAGACCUUUUUUACCAAAUUACAUACAAGAGGAGAGGAGGAGGAGAUUCUGUAGGAGCAUAUGAGCCAGAAUCUGGUGACAUCAUUGCACUCACCGAUGUGAGACCAAAACACAUUGAUGAUUUGAACAGAUCCAGAAAUUCCUAUCUUAUUGCUUAUGUUAUUGGAUCACCACGCGGGAGUUCAGAUAUACUUCUGAUACUUGCAUCAAAGUCCAUCAAGGGAGGAAUGCCAGGAAACAAAAGGGUUAUGAGUAAGAGUGAUACACUAUUUGCUGUAUGCCUCAUGAAUUUGACAACAAACGUACGUGUAUGGAAAGGUUUGAACUUAGAAUCAGGCGCAAACAAAAAUCUGCUCAGGAGUGUUCUGCAAGUGCAACCACCAAACUCAUCACAUGGUCAGAAUUCUUGCACAAUUUGUUGUUCCAAAGAAAACAGCUUCCCUGCGCUUUCUCCAAUGUGGCCUGAAAUGUGUUCCGAUCUAAAUGAUUCCCAAGAGGCUGCAGUUUUGAACUGUAUUAGUUUGAGUAAGUGCCAUCACCAGAAUGCAGUCCAGCUUAUAUGGGGUCCUCCAGGGACUGGAAAAACAAAGACAGUUGGUCUAUCACUGUUUGCAUUGUUUCAGUUGAAGUGCAAAACACUAACAUGCACUCCCACCAACAUUUCCAUCGUAGAAGUAACAAAACGGCUUGUGAAAUUGGUUAACCAAUCAUCAGAGAAUGACAAGUAUGGACUUGGAGAUAUAAUUCUAUUUGGGAAUAGAAAGAGAUUGAAGAUUGAUAAUAAUGAUGACCUUCUUGAGGUUUAUCUUGAUCAUCGUGAAAAUAUUCUGUCCAAAUGUUUUGCUCCAUUGUCUGGUUGGCAACAUUGGCUACAGUCAAUGAUAGAUUUGCUUCAGGAUCCAGACAAACAAUACUCAUUGUAUUUGGAAUCAAUUAGGAGGGAAUACCAUUAUGAAAAUGAUUCUGGUGAUAGGAGCUCAACAAGUCAUGUUAACAAUAGUAUAUUGACGUUUGAACAGGUUGUGAAGGAGAUAAAAUACUCACUGUAUUUAAAAGAGAGAAGGGAGAAAUACUAUGGUGAUAGUGGGAACUCAUCAAGUGAUUAUCACAAUGGUUUAUUGACGUUUGAGGAGUUUGUGAAGAAGAAACAGUAUUCACUGCCUUUGAAAAAGGGAACGGAAAGAUGUGCCAAUGAUAGUAUUGAUGUUUUGACGUUUGAGGAAUUCCUGAAGCAGAAUCAUAUCGUCAUUGGUGAAAAUCUGACCCUGUGUAUGGUAAACUUGUACACUCACUUGCCAACUUCUUGCAUUUCAUUAAAUGUGGUGAAAUACAUGAUUAGAGCUAUUGAAUUGCUCAAGACAGUUAAAUCUUUAGUGUUUAAGGGGGUUGGCAUUGCUAGUGAAAGGUUUCAAUCGGUUGCAAACGAUUGUGUUGUGAUACUGAGGUCACUUCGUGCAUUUUCCGUUCCAAAGUCUAAUGAUAGUCAGGCAAUAAGGAAGCUGUGUUUGGAAAACGUUUGCAUAAUAUUUUGUACUGCAUCAACCUCGGCAAGACUGCAUGCUGAAGCAAUCAAGCCACUGGAAAUUUUAGUCAUUGAUGAAGCUGCUCAGCUUAAAGAGUGUGAAUCGGUAAUCCCCUUACAACUACCUGGCCUUCGACAUGCUAUUCUAAUAGGAGAUGAGAGGCAACUUCCUGCUAUGGUUAAAAGCAAGAUUGCAGAGAGUGCUGGUUUCGGAAGGAGUUUGUUUGAAAGACUAUUCCAAUUGGGACAUAAGAAGCACCUUCUCAAUGUCCAGUAUCGGAUGCAUCCAUCAAUUAGCCAAUUUCCGAAAAAGAAGUUUUACAAUAACCAGAUUUUAGAUGGUCCAAAUGUAAGAAAAGGAAGCUAUCAAAAAUGCUUCCUUGAGGGAAAAUUUUUUGGACCCUACUUCAUCAACAUUGCAGAUGGAAAAGAAGAAUUUGGUCGUGGACACAGUCCGAAAAAUAUGGUUGAGGUUGCUGUUGUCUGUCAGAUAGUUCUUAGCCUUUACAAAGAAUUUACUCAAACAAGGAAGAAGGUUAGUGUUGGGAUCAUAUCACCUUACAAUGCCCAAGUCUAUGAAAUAGAAGAGAGAGUGAAAGAAUACUGUAAAGAUCAUAUAGCAGGAACUGACUUCUCUGUAAGUGUGCGGUCUGUUGAUGGAUUCCAAGGUGGUGAAGAGGACGUGAUAAUCAUCUCCACUGUUAGAUGUAAUUGGAAUGGAUCAAUUGGUUUCCUGUCAAAUCCUCAAAGAGCUAAUGUUGUCCUAACACGUGCACGGCAUUGUCUUUGGAUAUUGGGGAAUGGACCGACCUUGUGUAACAGUAACUCUAUUUGGAAGAAGCUAAUUAUCGAUGCCAAGAAUCGCAAUUGUUUUUACAAUGCUGAUGAAGACACUAACUUGUCCCAUGCUAUGGUAUCUGCCCUCGUGGAUCUUAACCAGGUUCAAGUUUUAUUCAAUUCUGAUUCUCUGCUGUUCAGAAAUGCAAAAUGGAAGGUUUACUUUGCCAAUGAAUUUAAAAAAUCCAUUGCAAAAUUUAAAGACCCUGAGAUUCAUCGUGGAGUGGCUUCUCUACUGAAAAAGCUUUCUAAUGGUUGGCGCCAAUCUCAUGAGGCGAAAGUUUAUGGCGGAACAUAUUGUCAGCUGUUAAACAAGUAUGAAGUUCAUCUAAACCUGAAUUUGAUAUGGAGUGUGGACAUUCUGCAAGAUAAUUCACAACAAGUGCAGAUCAUACAAGUUUGGGAUAUUGUGCAACAUUUUAAGGUACCAGAACUUGUAAAGCGUCUUAACAUCAUUUUUGGAUGCUACACAAUGGACAAGGUCAAUCGCUGCAAACAAAGAAGUCUUGAGGGGGACAGUGUUGUUCCAAUUACAUGGCCACUGGAAUAUUCAAGCAGUUGCAGAGAAUCUGAUCGUAUUACAUCGCCACUGGAAAGUUCAAGCAGUUGCAGUGAAUCUGAUCCUUUGGAGUUCCUUUCAACACCAUUAUCUUGUCUCACUCUGGGGGACGAGCCUGCUGUAAAUUCUAAUGCAACUAAUAACAGCUACUGUUGUUCAAUGUGAGUGCAAAGAAGGCCACCGGAUCGAAACAAAUGUAAUGAAAUAUGAUGAGAACAAGACGUGAUGCAAGAAGCCAAAAGCAGUGCAGCAUCUUAUGCCUCAUUUCGGUUUUCUAAAUCUCUAUAUAUGUAUUUGCAAAUACAUCUACUAUUUAUGCAGAAGUACGUAGAUUAAUU
This is a messenger RNA of Argentina anserina (silverweed cinquefoil), 3632 nucleotides long. RefSeq lists its product as uncharacterized. Gene Ontology annotation, molecular function: helicase activity. Lineage: Eukaryota; Viridiplantae; Streptophyta; Magnoliopsida; Rosales; Rosaceae. Bases 91 to 3459 code for a protein of 1122 amino acids. The transcript is spliced from 11 exons. The record is from RefSeq and is a predicted model, not a curated record.